AUAUAUUUUUGGACGAGAUGACGGCGAUUCCCCAGCCAGCGGCCUCGCCGGCGGGCUUUGGGGUGGGACAAGGACAACAGACGGUGUUGCAGCAGAACUCCACACGUCUAGUGAACCUGGCGCGGCUUUUGACAUAUUUAAUGCAGCCUCAGGGGGAUGCCCGGCCGACUCCUAUCAGCUCUUCAAGCUCUUCGUCUCCCUAGCAAGGUAUCUACUUUAAAUGAUUCUACAUGUUGUAUGCGUGUACGGCAAUGCUUCUUUUGUUCGCGAAUUGCGUUUCUGUUUUUGGAGUUUUUCGUUUCUUAGGUUUUGGUUUGGAGCGUUGA
Molecule: messenger RNA, 326 nt
Organism: Rubroshorea leprosula
Lineage: Eukaryota; Viridiplantae; Streptophyta; Magnoliopsida; Malvales; Dipterocarpaceae
Source: the annotation of a GenBank genome assembly